GUAAGCAGUCACUCUGUUCUACACGCCUCUGGAGAAGACGAAGAAGAAGAAAAGCUGAGAGAAAAAGGGAAAAGAUCCAAAGUUUGUGAAAUUAUAAGGAGCAAUAAACAGUUAUUGUGUAUUUUCAGAGGAAGAAAAGGGAAGGGAGAAACGAGAUCCCUACGAAGUCGGCAACUAUGGCGUCAAAGGUGAUGCCGUCAGCAUCUACAACGCCUAAUUCGGAUCGUUCUUUACAUCCCCAAAACCCAACUUCUUCAUCUUCUUCUCUACAUCACUCUCAUCCUUCUAGAAACUUCGAUUCUAUGAACAUGGAUGAAAUUCUCAAGAACAUUUACUCUGAUUCCGACCCUUUUGCUUGUUCUGUCUCUGCAACAGCCGCCGCCGUCCAUACCCCUUCUUCCACCGCCGGCGGUGGUGAUGAUGUGGGGCCUACUAAGACUGUUGAUGAGGUGUGGAGGGAAAUUGUAGCAGGAGGAGGAGGAGGAGGAGGGGGAGGGAAUAGGGAGCCGGAGAUGACUCUGGAGGAUUUUUUGACCAAAGCUGGGGCGGUUACAGAGGAGGAUGUUAGAGUUCCGGUGAUCGCUCCUCCGCCGCCGCCUCCAGCCACGGGGGCUCCGUCUGCCGGAGGGUUUGUGGUGGAUAACAUGAUGGGUACUGGGAAUUGUCAGUUUCCGGUGGCCAUGCAGAAUGGACCAGGGGGGUAUGGUAUGGAACCCCAACCCCACAUGGGAUUUGGAAAUGGGGUUGUGGCUAUUACUGGGAGUGGAAGAGGGAAGAGGAGGUCAACAGUGGAGGAGUUGCCGGCUGAUAGGGCUACACAGCAGAAACAGCGACGAAUGAUCAAGAACAGAGAGUCUGCUGCCAGGUCUAGAGAGCGAAAACAGGCUUAUACAGUGGAAUUGGAGUCUCUGGUUACACAAUUGGAGGAGGAAAAUGCAAGGCUGGUGAGGGAAGAGGAGGAAAAGAAUAAAGAGAGACUUAAGCAGAUUAUGGAGAACCUGAUACCAGUUGUAGAGAAGCGAAGACCACCUAGAGUUCUGCGAAGAGUUCGAUCUAUGAGCUGGUAGGUUGUCUUCAAAUCUCCUUAACCAUAAGAAGUAAGAAUCGACAUGGUGCUUCUGUUGGAGCUGCUGAGAACUCAGAGAAGGAAAAGGUUGUUCUGGUUACCAAAGGGAUUUGGGACCGCACAUAGUCUGUAGUUUAACUUAUUAGAUAACAGAACCGUUAAAGAGAGCACUGAAGGUGAAAAAAGCUGCAAAGUUCUAUCAUGAAUUAUGCAUAUGACUAGGGUAUGUAGUGUAAAAGGCUUGUAAGCUUUCUGUAGUAGAAGAGAAUAUAUUGUAGUUUUAGCUUCCGCAGGCAUAUCAUGCUGGUUGCAGGGAAGAAUGAUGAACUUACUUGGUUAUAUGUCUAUACUACUAA
Solanum verrucosum is the source of this 1422-nucleotide messenger RNA. RefSeq names its product ABSCISIC ACID-INSENSITIVE 5-like protein 5. Gene Ontology annotation, cellular component: nucleus. Gene Ontology annotation, molecular function: DNA-binding transcription factor activity. The transcript has 4 exons. Gene Ontology annotation, biological process: positive regulation of DNA-templated transcription. NCBI's taxonomy places the organism in Eukaryota, Viridiplantae, Streptophyta, Magnoliopsida, Solanales, Solanaceae. The coding region runs from base 177 to 1067 and encodes 296 amino acids. The record is from RefSeq and is a predicted model, not a curated record.